Molecule: messenger RNA, 1744 nt
Organism: Drosophila ficusphila
Lineage: Eukaryota; Metazoa; Arthropoda; Insecta; Diptera; Drosophilidae
Product: proton-coupled folate transporter
Exons: 11
Coding region: 69-1619 (516 amino acids)
Biological process (GO): transmembrane transport
Cellular component (GO): membrane
Molecular function (GO): transmembrane transporter activity
Source: RefSeq, a predicted model, not a curated record
GAUGUUCUCCCGUUGAAUGAGUGAAUAUAAAAUCAGCGAAGCGGAAACUUCGAUUCAAGAAAUCAGAAAUGGUCGAAAAGACCUCGUUGGCCCAGCUUAAAAAGCUGGAAUGGAGUCGACUCUUCAACAUGUUCUAUAUAGAACCGGUGAUAUUCAUGCUGCUCUUUUCGCACAUGCUAUCAGGUACUGUAAUGCGCAAUCAGUUAAUCUAUCAGACCUGCACGACGAUCUUUCAGUACAAUGAAACCGACUGCAAGCUUUUGGAUAGUAAGAACACCACGUCGGAAAUUCAGGCCAUAGAAACGGAGUUGCAGUCGUAUGUGGCAAACAUGUUCCUAACCCGCACGCUCUUCGAAAGUAUAGUUCCCGCCAUCUGCGGAUUAUUCAUCGGUUCCUGGUCGGAUCACUAUGGACGUAAGCCCCUGUUGAUUGUCUCCAUGGUUGGGUUUUCAGCCUCUGCCCUGCUUGCCUCCGCCAUUUGCUGGCUGUCCAGUUACUAUAUGGUUAAUCCCUGGUGGUACACACUCGCAGCUCUGCCGCACUCCCUGCUCGGCGGACUGUGCGUCUUUUCGGUGGCAGCCUUUUGCUUCAUCACGGACACAACGGAUGUGAAGACCAGGCCCUACAGAAUGAUAUUCAUGGAGCUGAUUCUCUUUGUGGCCCUCACCAGUGGCUCCCUGUUGUCCAGUUUUGUGUACGCAGCCACCAGCGCUGCCUUUGUCCAGAGCCUCUCCUGCCUCCUCAUCGUUUUGGCCACCCUCUUCGUGAUUUUCUACGUGCCCGAAAGCCUGGGAAUGUGUCCAGAUCAGGAGGAGAGUCCGCCAAAGGAAAAAGAGGUUGUGGUGACAAUGUCAAGCCAAAAAGAAAACGAGUGCUCUGCAGAAAAAGAUAGUGGUCCGCCCAAAUAUGAGACUGUAGAAAAGCCGCCAAUUGAUGAUAGAAACGAAGAGACCGGUCUUUUCAGUAUCAAACACGUUAAGGAUAUGUUUGCCACUUGCUUUAAGAGGAGGGAAAACAAUGCCCACCACAUCAUCUGGUUGGUUACUUCGUCCGUUUUUCUCUCUAUUUUUGUGACCGAUGGUGUGAUGACGGUGAUGUAUUUGUUCGUCCGUCAACAGUUUCAUCUGACGGUGCGAGAGUUUACCAUAUUCGAAACGGUCAGCCAAGCGGUUCCCAUGUUGGGAGCUGUUUUAGGGGUUCUCAUCUUUAGAAAGCUCUUUGGAAUGUCCGUGGUCUCGUUGGCGUUGCUUUCGUUGUUUUCCGAGAUCCUCAGCAAUGUCGCCAGAGGAUUCGCACAUCUUCGCUGGCAUCUGUACCUUUCUGUGGUGCUCGGCAUCUUUCGCUCUAUCCAGGGACCCAUGGGUCGCACAAUAGUGUCCAACAUAGUCCCCUCCUCCGAUACAGGAAAACUGUUCGCAAUUGGCAACAUUGUGCAGUCGUUUGCUCCUUUCGUCGCCGCGCCCCUUUACACGGCCAUCUACAAGAGCUCCCUGGCCAGCAAUCCUGGAGGAUUUAAUUUCCUCAGCGCCGCCUUGUACCUAAUGGCGUUUGUCCUCAUUGGCUGUGUGAUGCGAAUUAAACUCAAGCACCGAAAGUUCUACGCCGAGACGCUCAAGUAGCAGAGUAAACUGGGUUUCCUUCCAUCAAUAUUGAUUGUGGCGAGCUCGCCAACUUUUCACGGCUUUGUUUAUGCCCAAGUCGAAAACUUUGUGUGGACAGCAUUAAAUAACUGGAUUUAUGUGAA